CAGAGCUUGCAGGCGACUGUUGAAGAUGGGAGGCGCAGUGAGUGCGGGAGAAGAUAACGAUGAGUUAAUUGAUAACCUGAAGGAAGCUCAAUACAUCCGCACGGAGCUGGUGGAACAGGCCUUCCGAGCCAUCGAUCGAGCCGACUACUACCUGGAAGAGUUCAAAGACAAUGCCUACAAAGACUUGGCCUGGAAACACGGGAACAUUCAUCUCUCGGCACCGUGCAUCUACUCGGAGGUGAUGGAAGCUCUGGAUCUGCAGCCGGGGUUGUCGUUUUUGAAUCUCGGCAGUGGCACUGGUUAUCUCAGUUCCAUGGUUGGACUCAUCUUGGGUCCUUUUGGUGUUAACCAUGGCGUGGAGCUUCAUUCUGAUGUGAUCGAAUAUGCGAAGCAGAAACUGGACUUCUUCAUCAAAACAAGCGAUAGCUUUGACAAAUUUGAAUUUUGUGAGCCAUCUUUUGUUACCGGCAAUUGUUUGGAGAUUUCUCCGGACUGUACUCAGUAUGACCGUGUUUACUGUGGUGCAGGGGUCCAGAAGGAACACGAAGACUACAUGAAGAAUCUGCUGAAAGUUGGGGGAAUUCUUGUCAUGCCUCUGGAGGAGAAGUUGACUAAGAUAACACGCACUGGUCCCUCUGCCUGGGAAACCAAGAAGAUUCUUGCUGUUUCUUUUGCUCCUUUGAUUCAGCCUAACCAUGCAGAUUCGGGAAAAUCAAGGCUUGUUCACUUGCCCCCAGUGGCUGUUCGCAGCCUCCAGGAUCUGGCCCGCAUAGCCAUCAGAGGAACCAUUAAAAAAAUAAUCCAUCAAGAAACGAUGAGCAAAAAUGGAAAUGGGUUGAAGAACCCCCCAAGAUUUAAACGAAGACGUGUGCGUCGCCGUCGCAUGGAAACUAUUGUUUUCUUGGACAAAGAGGUCUUCGCGAGUCGGAUCUCCAACCCGUCGGAUGAUAACAACAACUGUGAAGAGUUUGAGGAUGAGAGACGAGAAGAGGAAGAAACUAAAGCCCCCGAACUAAAGCCAGAUCCCCCUGUAAACUUUCUGAGAGAAAAGGUCUUAAGUCUGCCUUUGCCUGAUCCCUUGAAAUAUUACCUGCUUUAUUACAGAGAAAAGUAAUUUCCUUCUCCUAGGAAGUAGAAACUAAAGUACUACUUAGGGCUUGACAAAUGCAUACCACUUGCUUGCCUGCUAAUAUGACCACACGAGGCAGUAGGCUGGCUGGGGAAUGUGGCUGCUGUAUACUUAAACAUGAUAGCUUUUUUAAGUUUCUUCUUUCUUCUCAGUUGUGUGCUAUAGUUUUAUGCUACAGCAGGGUUUCCUUAGGAAGCAAGUUGGUGAAGUGCUCGGCUGCUUACAGAAAGGAGGAUUGAAUUCUCUGAAACUAACUGCACAGAGAUGUUUGGAAAUCUCAUGGCUGCUCUACCAAAUGGCGGUUUCAAAAGAUUCUUAAGCAGCUUCCCAAAGACCUUUGUCCAUGCUCCCUCCCACUGAACCUGCCAUGGGUUUAUAUUGGUGUGUGUUUAAUGGAGGAUGAGGAUUUAUUAGUUAAAAACUGACCCAGCAAAUCUUGUUUCUUCCAGAAAUCUGAAAAAGCACAACUUUUCAGACAUGAAAGAGAAGUUUUUGGCGUUAAACCUUGAGGCAUCCAGGUUUUGAAUGCAGAAGGAAAGCAUCAGCUCCCCUUUGGUUGGUCUCAGUUUUGCUUAUAAAAUAUAUAUUUUUAGUAAAAGGUAGAAAUGUCUUACAAAGCAUUGGUUUUUCUUCAUGGGAAAUGUCUAUUUUAGUGAGAUACAGUCC
This is a messenger RNA of Tinamus guttatus (white-throated tinamou), 1795 nucleotides long. NCBI's taxonomy places the organism in Eukaryota, Metazoa, Chordata, Aves, Tinamiformes, Tinamidae. The record is from RefSeq and is a predicted model, not a curated record.